AUGAAGCUCUUCCUUCUGCAGGCUGUGAUGUUGGCCUUUGCAAGUAAGCAGCCAGCGCACACACGACACGUCCCCUGGGAGAUCUCACCACGGCUGCAACACCCCGCACGCUCAAAGAUCUCUCCUGUCCUAUCUCCCGCAGCGGCCGCGUUCGGGGACGAGAGGGUGGUGAACGGGUACGACUGCCGCCCGCGCUCCCACCCGUGGCAGGUUUACCUCACCUACAGCGGGGGCAAUCGCUGGUGUGGCGGUUCCCUCAUCAACCAGCGGUGGGUGGUAUCGGCAGCCCGCUGCGCCAAGCUAGAGCUGGAGGUGCACCUGGGAGAACAUGACACGCACAAGGCGGAGGGGACCGAGCAGCGCUUCUGGGUGUCCAAGGUCAUUUCCCACCCCUACUACAACCCCAGGAACCUGGACAACGACAUAAUGCUUAUACAGUUGUCCCGGUACACCCAGUACGUGCAGCCCAUCGCGCUGCCCGGCCGAUGCCCGCAGACAGGCGAGAGCCGCGUGGUUUCCGGCUGGGGUAAUACCAUCACCAACGGGGCGGCGUACCCUCAAGUGCUGCGGUGCCUGAAUCAGCCCGUCGUCAGUGACGCCGCCUGCCGCGGUGCCUACCCUCACCUGUUCACGGACAACAUGGUUUGCUCCGGAUUCGUGGAAGGAGGAGCCAGCGGCUGCCAGGGCGACUCCGGCGGCCCCCUCGUGUGUAACGGCCAGCUGCAGGGGGUGGUCUCCUGGGGUUAUGAGUGUGCAGAGCGGGGACACCCCAGCGUCUAUGUGCGUGUGUGUCGCUACACCAGCUGGAUCGACAGUGUGAUGAGCAGCAACUAA
This is a messenger RNA of Scleropages formosus (Asian bonytongue), 834 nucleotides long. Its product is annotated as trypsin-3-like. The transcript is spliced from 4 exons. The coding region runs from base 1 to 834 and encodes 277 amino acids. Gene Ontology annotation, molecular function: serine-type endopeptidase activity. NCBI's taxonomy places the organism in Eukaryota, Metazoa, Chordata, Actinopteri, Osteoglossiformes, Osteoglossidae. The record is from RefSeq and is a predicted model, not a curated record. Gene Ontology annotation, biological process: proteolysis.